UUUAAAUUUGGAGAAGAAUAUUAAAUCCUAUUUUUUAUUUUUUUUAAGUAAAUUUAGUUAUAUUUUGAGCAGAGAGAAAAACAAGAUUUGGGUAUUAUAGAAAUUAAAGUUAAAAAGAUGAGAAACGAGAGAACAGACUUUCUAUUUUUUAUAUUAAGAUGAAAAUCAAUAAAUACUUAGAAGCUGGGAGAGAAAGGAACAGGCAAAGGAGGAGAAAUUGUCAUUUCCCUGACUUUUGACUUGUACAUGAAUCAUGAUAAAUUUUAUGAGUUUCCGGCACUUCAUUUAUAGGCUGUUGGGUUUGUUGACCAAGUGCCGAUCGAAAAUGAAUUAAAUAUUGGAUUUGCGUACAGGGCAAACCACUUAGCGAUAGAUUGUUUACAUUAGACUCGGUCAGUUACAUUGCCACCCACCGGCUCCCAUUACAUUCCAACAGAAGCUUCUUUUCCUUGGAAAAAGCUUCACAAGUCUCCAAAUCUUUUCAAAGAUCCACCGUUUAAUUUUAUUUUCAUGAUUGAGAAAGGAAAUUAAUUUCAUCUCAUCUCCAUCUCCAUAUCCAUAUCCAUAUCCAUAUCCUUCUGAAUCAUUCCAAAUCGCUCUCUCUUGCAAAAUGCAUCUCCAUCUUUUUCCACUUUUCCUUAUCCUCCUGUUCAUGUUCAUGGUCCCUGUUCCGAGGGUUGUGUGCGAGGCCAAUCAACAAUUCGUCAGCUGCGGCGCACAGUAUGAGUGCGGGAAUAUGAAUAUUAGUUAUCCUUUCUGGGGAGGGAGCCGCCCUCCUUACUGUGGCCAUCCAGGGUUCGAGCUGACUUGUAAUGGUGAAGCCCCGGUGUUUACGAUGAAGGAGGCGAGUUACCGAAUCCUGGAUAUCAAUAACUCAUUCCAUACUCUCACCGUUGCUAGGGCGGAUUACUGGGAUAGUUACUGCCCUCCUACAUAUGUUAACACCACUCUGAAUGAAUCCAUUUUUAGUUAUAAUGCCACCUAUACAGACGUGACCCUCUACUAUGAUUGUCCCCAACUUACUAUCGCGCCUUCCAACCAGUUCAAUUGCACCAAUAUCACUGGUUACUAUACAACACUGGAUUUUAACCUUGGCGUAAGCAUAGGGAGUUGCAGUGUGUAUGUGACGGUUCCGAUUUUCAAGUCAGCAGCUACCGCUAUAGUGAGCGGUGGAGGUACACUGACUCUUCUUACUGAAGCUCUUAAGGGUGGUUUCGGGUUGGAGUGGAAUGCCAGUAAUAGUUUGUGUACAGAAUGUGUUGAAUCCGGUGGGCAGUGCGGCUAUACCUCCAACCAAUUCACAUGCUAUUGUCGGAAUGGGUAUUCUCCCUCCACUUGCCAAAACACAACAAGCGCAUCAGGGACAGGCGGUAAUAAUGUACCAAAAACAGUAGGCUAUUCCGUAUUAGGUGCAGUCCUUUUGGGCAUUUUCCUUGGAUGUCUCUUCUAUUUUCUUGCCCAACGGCGAAGACGUGCAUCCAAAGCUAAAAGCAAGGACCUCCCUACUCCUCCUUCAAGCAAAGGCAUUGCACCAUCCUUAACUGGUUUCUCUGAGAGCAUCCCCUCUUAUCCCUAUACAAAGUCUGACAUUGAAAAGGGGAGCACCUACUUUGGAGUUCAGGUCUUCAGUUACAUGGAACUUGAAGAAGCCACUAACAAUUUCGACCCAUCUAGAGAACUUGGAGAUGGAGGAUUUGGCACUGUUUACUACGGUAAACUACAAGAUGGGCGUGUAGUUGCAGUUAAGCGCCUAUAUGAGAAUAAUUUCAAACGUGUUGAACAGUUCAUGAACGAAGUUCAGAUCCUAACUCGUUUACAACAUCAAAACCUCGUGAAGUUGUAUGGGUGCACCUCAAGGCGAAGCCGAGAACUCCUCCUUGUUUACGAAUAUAUUCCUAAUGGAACUGUGGCAGAUCAUCUUCACGGUAAGCAAGCAAACUCUGGCUCGAUCACUUGGCCCGUAAGGUUGAGCAUCGCCAUAGAGACAGCCAAUGCACUGGCUUACCUCCAUGAGUCAGAAAUCAUACACCGUGAUGUCAAAACAAACAAUAUUCUCCUGGAUAACAAUUUCCAGGUAAAAGUUGCUGAUUUUGGGCUUUCUCGAUUGUUCCCGACUGAUGUCACCCAUGUGUCAACUGCACCACAAGGGACGCCUGGCUAUGUUGAUCCCGAGUACCAUCAGUGCUACCAACUGACGAGCAAGAGCGAUGUUUAUAGCUUUGGGGUGGUUUUGAUGGAACUUAUAUCAUCAAAACAAGCUGUGGACACCAAUAGGCACCGGCAUGAUAUUAAUUUGGCCAACAUGGCUGUGAACAAAAUUCUAAAUCAUACGUUGCAUGAGUUGGUGGAUCCAUCCCUUGGGUUUGAAAGUGAUUCUCUUGUAAGGAGGAAAAUAACGUUGGUGGCAGAGUUGGCUUUUCGGUGUCUGCAACAUGAGAGGGAUAUGAGGCCUACCAUGGGAGAAGUGCUCAAGGCUCUGAGACGAAUUGAGAAUGAAGAGAGCGACGUGCAGAAAGCAGAGGAGGUGGAUAUAAACUCAGAGGACAUCGGGCUUUUAAAGAGUAACCCUCCCCCGGUCUCUCCAGAUUCAGUGGUGGCUGAUAAAGGGGUCAACCCUACUACACCUUAUUCUUUCUAGUAGGUUGAGAUUUCAUUUUUGCUUAAAUUUGAGACUAGAAUGGUUUAAGUAUUACUCACACUCGUGAUAGGAUGUCACCGAGUGUAUUAGAAUUUCAUUGUCUUGGGAACCACCUGGCUUUGUCAUGAUGUUCAUAGAAGAUAAAUGCAAGCAAACAUACCUAAUAUGUGCAAGUUUCAGGGAAUGUACAUAGUAAAAUGAAGAUAGCAGCACAAGUAUGCUGAUCUUCUUUUAUUGGAUA
This is a messenger RNA of Vitis vinifera (wine grape), 2879 nucleotides long. RefSeq names its product LEAF RUST 10 DISEASE-RESISTANCE LOCUS RECEPTOR-LIKE PROTEIN KINASE-like 1.4. The record is from RefSeq and is a predicted model, not a curated record. Gene Ontology annotation, molecular function: polysaccharide binding; ATP binding; protein kinase activity. The transcript is spliced from 4 exons. Bases 611 to 2638 code for a protein of 675 amino acids. Gene Ontology annotation, biological process: protein phosphorylation. Lineage: Eukaryota; Viridiplantae; Streptophyta; Magnoliopsida; Vitales; Vitaceae.